Molecule: messenger RNA, 2258 nt
Organism: Macroventuria anomochaeta
Lineage: Eukaryota; Fungi; Ascomycota; Dothideomycetes; Pleosporales; Didymellaceae
Exons: 2
Coding region: 1-2250 (749 amino acids)
Source: RefSeq, a predicted model, not a curated record
AUGUACAUCAUACAAACCACAACCGCGAUACUGAUCGCAUUUCUGGCCCUCCUUGCAUGGAGUGAGGUGCGAAACCGCCUCGCAAAAGGGCGCUCAAGAAGUAAGGAUCCCGAGGCUCCAGACAGCCCGAGAAGAUUUCCACAGAUUGCCGCCACCCAAGAAAAACCACCAAGGGACAACUCAACCUCCGAAGCUCCUACUGUGGUAGAGUCAACUGAGCUGAGAGCCUAUAAACAGCUCUACUAUAAGCUUCAUAACCUCGAACAACAUCCCGGGAUACUGCCUGAAUGCCGCGAGCUUCUUCUUUCGUUCUUGUCGUCGACAAUCAGUGACGCCCUGGAUGACUCGGGCAGCACUAUCCUCUCCGUCGACACGUUCUCUCGUGAGAGCUUGAACCACUUCCUCAAAGCGAAAGAUGUGGAUGUCACCAACCGUUGGGAGGAGUAUUUGGCUCGCCGUAGAGCUGGAGGAUCUCGCGAGAUCUUUGGCGACAAAGAAGAAGCCCAAUGGUGGCUGAAGCAGGCAGCUCCAGUCAAGUAUGUCGAUGGUGCCUGGCUUGGACAUAUCAAUAAGGUUACGACGCCAUUCAAGUACCGCAAGAUUACCAAAAACGCAUGGCAGGUGAUGUCAGAGGAGCUUGGAGAUGGCGACCUCGCAAAGAACCACGUUUAUGUGUACCGCCAACUGAUGGAUGACAUCGAUGCCGGACUUCCUGCCGCGGAUUCAAAGGACUUCAUCAAUCCUCAUCACAAACUGGAUCAGACUCGUUGCUGGAAAGCUGCCGUAGCUCAGCUGCUUAUCUCGCUCUUCCCACAUAAUUUCCUACCGGAGUCUUUGGGGUUCAACAUGGCGUACGAGAGCUUGCCGUUGCAUCUGUUAAAGACGGUCAAGGAACUCCGCGAGGUUCGACUCAACCCAUACUACUUCGAGCUGCACAUCUCGAUCGACAACGCGGACUCAGGACAUGCUGCAAUGGCCAUGGCUGCAGUCGCCGAUUACAUCGAUCUUGUCGAGCAAGAUGAAGGGGCUGAGGCCGCGCAUGUUGCGUGGAGACGGGUACAAGCUGGCUACAUCCUUGCAGAAGGCUUGCCAACAACCCCUGAAAGUCCCUCACUGAAGGCAGAAACAGAUGGACCGUUUCCUCGUACGGAGACAGAAGCUGCACUCCUCGACAUUUUCGCCGCCAAAGCAUUCGUAGCACACAAGAUCCAUUGCAACAGUCGCCUGAAAAUCGGCCGUCGUUCCCUGGUAGAUUGGCUCGAACCGAAGGCCUUUGCCGAUAGGCAGUGGCAGCAAGGCUUCCUUCAUGACCUGAGCAACUGCAAGCCUUGGGUUAUCAAAGGCGAUAGCGAGAAGAGCAGACUUGUGAAAGAGCUGUCCUGGGAGGGCAAGAUGUUCGGUAGCUUCACCCAGACUGAGGUUGAUGUCGUAAAAGCUUGGAUCGAUGAGCUCGGUAUGCCUGUGCAGACACCUCGGCCAGAUCCCAUCGUGUACUACGAAUUCACGAAACAGUCGUCCAACGUCUCAACAGCGGCAGCUUCGGUGGAUCUGGACAUCCUCGUCGAUUAUCCGGCUCUUUCGAUUUCGAAGAUCCCAACGCCUUUGACUGAUAACGAAAUCUUCGACGAUGCCGCUCACGUCGAGUUCAGUCUGGACGAGUCGAGACUACGCAGCUUCCUUCCGUUAUGGUUCACAUCGCCCACUCUUCUUGAGACUCUGCCAUCCGUGCCAGUACGUGCAGCGGACGCUUUCGGCUCUGCGCUUGUUCGAGUCUUGCGCGCCCAGACUGGUUUCGACGUCGAGGGCCAAGGCGUAGCGGGUAUGGACGAGGUUCAGCGUACUGACAACGGUGAAUCAUUUGGCAUCGUUGAAUUAGGUUUAGAGAUCUGCGGCCGGGCAAACAUUUCCAUGCCAGCAAACGUCAAAGAUGUCGUAGCAUUUGGUAACGCAGAAUCAGUCGCCUUCUCGAAGUGGAUGAUCAGCUUAUCUAUGCAAUGGUUGGCACAGCGAGACAUGCUCAUCGGCAUGGCGUGGGGUUUCAUGGAGCUGCAUGAAGCGGUUGUCAAACUGGAGAAAGGAAAAGCACUAUUGAGCCCUGCGUCUGCACAGACCUUGGGAGAUAUCGCUCGUAGGGAACGGGCUGGAUUGGAGGUUUGUAAGAAGGAGAUCUUAGAGAAUGAGCAGAGGAAAGCAGACUUUGAGAAAGGUCUUGCGACUGCCAGAAGGGCCACAAGGAAAUUUUCUGCAUAGCAUUGUAC